UUUCCACUGUUACAUGAUAGUUCUGAGUGUCACUGUAGUUUCCAUGACGCCAUUACACCAAUUAGACUAGCGACGAGUACGUGGUAUAAUGGAUGGUCUCAUACGUUGUCUUUCUUUGCUCGUUGUUCUUCGUCUUUGUGUUGGCAGACUUUGAGAUUCUCAUUGACUGACUGGAAUACUUUGCUGAAGCUCCUGCAAGAUGAUGAUGAGAGUGGUGAUGGCGAUGGUGGUGGCGGUGAUGGUGGUGGUGAUGGUGGUGACACAAGCUUCAGCCAAAAGCCCCAGAUAUCAAGAGCCGUGUGAGGUGACGGAGGAGGAUCCAGACGGGGACUGCUUCUGGGGCGAGGCAGGCGUGGACUACCCAGUGUUCUCCUACGUGCCCAGGACCUCCUUCUCCUGCCAAGACGUGAUCCCAGGCAUAUACGCCGACACCGAGGCCUCCUGUCAGGUGUACCACAUGUGCCAGAAGAACAGAGAGAUGGACUCUUUCCUGUGUCCCAACGGCACACUCUUCCAUCAGGAGUACCUCGUGUGCGAUCUCUGGUUCAACGUGGACUGUGGUCGCGCCGAGGCCUUCUAUAAGAUCAACGAGGUUAUCUACAGCGGGCCACGCCGCAAGCCUGUGUCGGCCAGCUAUCAGUAAUCUGCCUGGCAUGGAUUACUACUGAUACUGCUCAUAAUGCUACUCCUUCUCCUCCUCCUCCUCCUCCUCCUUCUUUUCCUUUUUUUACUACUACUUCUACUACUACUACUACUACUACUACUACUACUACUACUACUACUACUACUACUACUACUACUACUACUACUACUACUACUACUACUACUACUACUACUACUACUACUACUACUACUACUACUACUACCAUAUGAUUUCUUCAUAUGACUAUUUAUUUAUUUAUCGAUUAGAAUAUCCGUAUAUUUAUUGCCAUAUAUUACACAGUGUGUGUGUGUGUGUGUGUGUGUGUGUGUGUGUGUGUGUGUGUGUGUGUGUGUGUGUGUGUGUGUUCUAUGUUGGUGUACACUGCUGUGAUAAUUCUAGUUAUUAUCAUUCCUUUCCAGUUAAGUUAUAAAUAAACAUUAUAUUUUAAAAUGGGAGUUAAAAACUGUCAUUGAUAUUAUUGUUGUUAUUAUCAUUAUUAUUGUUAUUAUCAUUAUUAUUACUAUUAUUAUUAUUAUCAUUAUUAUCAUUAUUAUCAUUAUUAUUAUUAUUAUUAUUAUUAUUAUUAUU
Messenger RNA from Portunus trituberculatus (swimming crab), 1231 nucleotides. RefSeq lists its product as uncharacterized. The transcript is spliced from 5 exons. Gene Ontology annotation, cellular component: extracellular region. Gene Ontology annotation, molecular function: chitin binding. The record is from RefSeq and is a predicted model, not a curated record. NCBI's taxonomy places the organism in Eukaryota, Metazoa, Arthropoda, Malacostraca, Decapoda, Portunidae. Bases 200 to 643 code for a protein of 147 amino acids.